AUGGCUGCGCUCUUGAGAUCAGCCCGGUUACUCAAGUUUUCCCCUUCGGCUUUGCUCCAGGUCCCGAGGAGCAGGAGAAGCGGGCCGCCGCUCGGUCGCUUGUUUUGUGGGGCUGUCGGGAGUAGAACCACCGGCGUCUGUUCCAGACAGGUCGGCCCCGUCUCUGACAGCGUGAGCAGGUGUGUGUGGCCUUACACUGCCAGCUGUGUGCGUAACUAUGCUGUGGCCACGGAGCAGAAGGAUGAGGCCAGCGUGGCGGUGCGCUCGAGGCAGGCGCAGCAGUUUGACUGGGCGCUGACCAAACUGGACAGCUCGGUGAGGAGGACGGGACGCAUCACCAAGACCCUGCUGCUGCGCAUCUUCCAUGACAUCUGCAGGACAGGUUAUCCCAGUGGUAAUCAGGCCUUGCUGCUGCUGCGGAGCUGUGGCUCCUUGCUGCCUGAGGUUCCGAUGGAGGAGCGAAACGAGCUGGCACACAGAGUCUGGGAUAAGAUGCAGGAGCUGGGGGCUCAGUAUGAUGUCAGUCACUACAACGCCUUGCUGAAGGUUUACCUGCAGAAUGAGUUCAAGUUCUCCCCCACAGACUUUCUGGCUAAAAUGGAAGCGGCCAACAUCCAGCCUAACAGAGUCACCUAUCAGAGACUGAUAGCAGCUUACUGCCAAAAUGGAGACAUUGAAGGAGCCAGCACCAUUUUGGGUUUCAUGAAAAGCAAAGAUUUACCGAUUACAGAAGCGGUCUUCAGCUCUCUGGUGACGGGUCAUGCACGUGCAGGUGAUAUAGAGAGCGCCGCCAACAUCUUGUCUGUGAUGCGUGGAGCUGGAGUGGAACCAAGUCCUGACACCUAUGUGACGCUUCUGAAUGCGUACGCAGAGAAGGGAGAUCUAGAGAAUAUGAAGAAGACUCUGGAGGCAGCAGAGAGCGCAGACUGCAGCCUAAUGGACAGAGACAUCAUGCAGGUCAUUUUCACUCUGGCUAAAGCUGGACAGCAGCAACACAUACCAGAAAUGGUCGAACGCCUGAGGCAUGAGAGAGGCUACAUACCAGAUGCCAUGAACUUGUGUCUGAGCCUCAUCACUCAGGGACAAGAAGAUGUAGCUUUUAGCCUCCUGAAAACAUUCCCUACUCUACAGUCUGAUAACAGCGACUCGUCGAACCUUGGGAACUUCUUCCUCAGACACUGCGUGAACAUGGACACGGCACUGGAGAAGGUUGUUCGCUAUUGCAAAGAGCUUCAGGAGUUGCACCUUCACUCUGCACCAAUCACCUUCACGCUGUCCUGCGCUCUUGAAGCCAAGAAACUGGGAACAUCUAUGGAGCUGAUGAAGUUACUGAAGGAGCAGAACUUGCCUGUUAGACCUCAUUACUUCUGGCCUCUUCUUACUCAGCCUUUGAAGGAGAACAACACAGCUGGUGUGGUGGAGGUGAUGCGAGGCAUGGAGAAGCUUGGAGUCUCCCCUGACCUCGACACAUUAUCCACCUACGUCCUGCCUGUGUUCCCCAGCUUGGAGGCCGCACGUCAAGCACUCAAGGAUUCAGGCGUCUCUGUGGAUUCGGAGGCCUUUCUGUGUGCAGAGGUUCGCACGUCGGCUGCCAGCGACCUGGCCAAAGUCUACGCUCUGAUAUCCGAUCCCUCCUUCCCGGCCUUGGAUCUCAGUUUCUUCCGCAGCAGCCUCAUCACAGGCUUCAAAAAGUCUUCUGAUGUGGACAACAUGGUGAAGAUUACUGAGCUGCUGUAUAAAGACGAGCGCUUCUCAGCUGGAAACUCCAACCCCUCUGAGGCCACAGCAUACUUCCUUUACAACCUGUUCGACAGCAUGUCAGAGGUGCAGGUCCAGGCGCAGGAAGAUAAACUGAGAAGCUUCUUCAAUCAGCUACAGACUCGGAACAUUACCAUCUCUCUCAACAUCUAUCGAGGAAUCAAAAAUCUCCUGGAGUCAUACCACUGCCCAGAGCUAAUUAAGGACGUGAUCGCGUUGGUUGACCCUAAGGAAAGAGAAUCUCUGUCUGCUGUUCCUCGGGCUGCAGGAGUUGAAAACAAAGUUUUGGCCCUGGAGAAUAAAUUGGCUGAACUGAAAGCGGAGAACAAACCGCUGAGCUCCGUUCUCAAACAGGCCAUCCUGGCUCUGAGUGCUGAAGAGAACCUACAGCGUGCCCUUGAGCUGAAGCAGCAGCACGAAGAGGAGAUGACAGCCGGGGCUUACGCCACCCUCAUCAACCUGUGCUGCCGCCACAACAAUGUGGAGGAGGCGCUCAACCUGAAGAGGGAGAUGAGUCGUAAGGACUCAUCCGUGGCCUUGGAUCCCAGUAAAUACAUCAUACUGGUCAAGACGCUCUCUGUGAAUGACAAAGUUGAGGAGGCAUUGGACAUCCUGAAGGAGAUGAAGGAGAAGAAUGUGGUUUUGAACGACACCCACAUAACCUCCGUCUUCCACAUGCUGAGCGCCGUGGCGGCCAAGGGCGGCAUCUCCACUGUCCGCCGGCUGCAGGACACCAUCUUUACCCUCGGACUGGCCAAGCCUAGCGCCAAUCUCUGCUCUCCUGUGGUGACAGCUUACUUGGACAGCAAAGAUGUUGCUGGAGCUCUUGAAGCGGCGCUGGAGUGUCAGAAACUCUACAACCAGCUGCCGCGCAUCCAUGACAUCAUUGUGGCUCUGGUGGAGAAAGGAGACACCGAUUUAUUGCAAAAAGCCAUGGACUUUGUGAGCCAGGAACGAGGAGAGAUGACGAUGCUUUAUGACCUGUUCUUCGCAUUCCUACAAACAGGCCGUUACCGUGAAGCUCGUAAGAUCGUCGAGACCCCAGGGCUGAGGGCGAAGCCUGGACGCCUGCAGUGGUUUGGAGAGAAAUGCAUCGCUUCUAACCAGAUGGAGGCCCUGGAGCAGAUGGUGGAAAUGACAACCAAGCUGUUUGAGUGCGACAGAGAUGAGAUGUACAGUUACAUGUUGAGGCUUUGCAAGGAAACCAAUGACUGGCAGAAGGCAGAAGCCAUAUGGACAAAGAUGCAGGAGGAGAACGUGAUUCCUAGAGAGAGGACCCUGCGUUUGCUAGCAGACAUACUGAAGAGUAACGACCAGGAGGUGCCCUUUGAGGUGCCUGAGACAUGGUACGAACAAGCCGCCCCGGCCUCCCAGCAGGUCAGGACACCACCAGCCCCGCCUUCAGCUGAAAGGGGUGCUGAUGUCCAGGCCCGUCUGCUGGCCCUCUGUAAGAAGAGUAAAGCCAAAGAAGCACUGGGCUUACUGAAGGAGGUGGACAGAAAGGGCGUGGCACUCACCCCUCUUCCUUAUGACCAUGUAAUCCGGGCUCUGUUGGCGCAGGGAUUCAUUGAGGACGCCAUGAUGGUCAAGGAGAUCGCCCAGUCUCGUCUGCCCAGCUUCAAGUUGAGUGACAUCGCCAGCAGUUUGCUCAUCAUCUCAUUUAGCAAAAAAGGCCAGCCCAAAGAGGCACUGGAGAAGCUGAAGUCUAUGCUCCAGAUGGACCACGUCCCCUCCAACCUGGCCAUCACCAGACUGGUUCAGGCCCUCGGUAACCAAGGCGAUGUGGCAGGAAUUCAGGAAGUGGAAUCCCUGGUCAGGAGCCUUGGCACGAACAUGAACCUUUCCAGCAUGGUGUUCAUCAACAACACAGCUCUUGCUCAUAUCACUAAUGGCGAUGUGGAGUCGGCCGUGGAGUUGUUUGAUGGAAUUUACACGAGUCCAAACGGCUCCAACUCCAGCAUGUCCUUUGUCUUCAGAAAGGUGCUGGAGUCUGGAAACGACAAAGCUUUGGACAAACUGAGUGCGAUGGCAGAGCGGCUGGCCAACCACUUUGCCUGCUACAGACCGGCUUCAGAUCUCUUCCUGCAGCUGCUGGAUAUGGACAAAGUGGAGGAUGCCAAAUUUAUGCUGGCUCGCUGCAACGCUCUGGCUGAACAGAGGGAGGUGUUGCUGUCCUACGUGUCUCAGAAGGCUCAGAGUCCUGGACAGAUUGGAAAAAUCAGGAACCUGAUGAGCCUGAUCCCAGACUUUGCAGAGAAGGACAUCCUGUACGCCUACCUGAUGAAGUGCCACGCUCUGGAUAAGGACCUACCGUCGGCCAAGGCUCUCUAUGAGCAGAUGCAGAAAGAGGGGCUUGAAGUGGACGAGCUGUCCCUCAAACGGCUGGCUGGGCUUUACCGCGAGGCGGGGGAGACGGCUCCCUUCUCUGAGCCCCCUGAGUCCUUUAAGUUUUAUGCAGAGAAGCUGAGAGGGAAAGCCAGCAAAGGUCAGCCAGCAGCUGAGGAAUAAAGAGCUAUCACCAUCUCCUCAGAUGUCCGUUCAAUUGUCUUUUCUUGUUUUGUUUUUUUUGUUUUUUUUUGUAUAAGUUGAUGCAGAAAUGUGGAAUAUUGGAUUAUGUCUGUUUUAGCCUCCGUCUACUGUGAUGAUCGUAAUGUUCAUUAAGAUGUUAAGAAUGUACAGAAGUAUUUAUGCUAAUAAAUGAUGA
Cyprinodon variegatus (sheepshead minnow) is the source of this 4462-nucleotide messenger RNA. RefSeq names its product leucine rich pentatricopeptide repeat containing (gene lrpprc). Gene Ontology annotation, molecular function: protein binding. Lineage: Eukaryota; Metazoa; Chordata; Actinopteri; Cyprinodontiformes; Cyprinodontidae. The coding region runs from base 1 to 4266 and encodes 1421 amino acids. The record is from RefSeq and is a predicted model, not a curated record. The transcript has 38 exons.